This is a messenger RNA of Paramuricea clavata, 6302 nucleotides long. Lineage: Eukaryota; Metazoa; Cnidaria; Anthozoa; Malacalcyonacea; Plexauridae. The record is from the annotation of a GenBank genome assembly.
AUGGCGGAUUUUCUUGUUGCACUUUUGUCAACAUCGGUGAUAUUAUUGCUUUCUUAUCUAUUUUGGAAAUGGCAUACCCAGCGAAACAAUGUGACAAAUGAGGGGAAGAAUAGACCUGCACUCUCAUGGGCAGACAUGCUUAAAAAUCGCCUCAAACGAUUUGAAGCGAGGGCUUUUGAUGAUGAUGAAAGCUCCGUACAGGUGCAGAAAGGACCCAAAAACCAAUCUAUCAAUGCAAUGAAUGCAUCUGAAGAUAUGGGCGACAUUGCGGAAAAUCAAGGGUUUCGUACACAAGGAGACUCUGUAGACACCGAAUUAAACACAAUUAAUUUACCAGGAAUAUUAAAUACACACAAUUCAGGUUCUAGAAAUGAAGGAAUACAGGACCAAUCUAGUGCCUACAAGCCCGCAGCUAAAAACAAACCAGCAAAUUCCAAUGAUAUAUCCGCCCCUGUGACACAGCCAUUGACUAAUUUGGACGAACUGUUGGCAUGGACUGAAGGAUUCGAUGAGCUAAAUGUGAGCUCAGUGUCAUUAGGGAGGGUUGGGAAUAGUUUAGAACGACGUCCGAGAACAAUUGUGUGUCAUGAUAUGAAAGGAGGUUAUGUUAUGUACAGGAUAGGUAAGGUGGCUGUUUGUAGGUUGCAGUAAGCAUUAUAGAGCAUCAGAUGGUUGUUGACGUCCAAAAUAUUGACACCGAUAGAGGUGAGCAAGUUUAUUCAUUUGCCUGCCAGCUAGUCAGUUGACAACCAUCUGAUGUGAGACAGUGUGUGCUUAGCAAAAUCCACCUAUUUAUUUGAAGGUCAUUAAAAUGCUGGCCUGUUUUCAAGAUUGUUAAAACGUGAAUGAAUCAACAAGGCACUAACAACCCUAAACCUUACCCCCUACAGCUAAAACCAAUCCUAACCCCAACGCUAAAUCGAACUCAAAACUAGACAGUUCAGUGCAACACAUUGCUAGAUGAUUUUACUUGUAAAGAAAAAGUGGUGGACAUUAACUCAUUGAGGGGUAAUGCACCCUACUUUUUUAUUUUGCUAUGUCUAAUACCAGAUGAUUUUACUUGUCAAGGGGAAGUUUCUCAUUUUAAUGGUUAACCAAACAAUGUACCAAUAUGUCUAGUAUGCUAAAACUGUAUGUACCAGUGUAGGUAGUACCAAUGUGAAAUUGCUGUGUUGAGUGAUUAUACUACUACCUUAAAAAAUAAGCAGAAACUCAACGUUUUGAGCGAAGGCCCUUCAUCAAGAGUUAGGCCCUUUGUCAAGAGUUAGUCGUAAGAGUUAGUCGUAAGAGUUAGUCAAGAGUUAGUUAGAGUUAGUCAAGAGUUAGUUAGAGUUAGUGAUGUCUAGUAUACCCUGCGAAAUAUGCACAUAUGUGCUCUAGCGUAUCGUUUUGCUGUGCCUAAUGCCAGACAAUUUUGCCUGCCAAGGGGAGAUGAGUUUCUUGCUUGGAUUAAGUUACCCAAACAAUCUACCAAUAUGUGUCUAGUACACCCAGCAAAAUGUGCCCAUAUGUACUAGUUUAUCAUUUUACUUGUCAAGGGGAUUCUUGUGCUCUAACAGCCGGUUAAUCAUGGAAUGUACUAUGUUUUAGGUUUGUGCAAGACUGUCCUUCAACCGAAUGCUACCGCAUUUACCACUGGCAAUAGAUCGACAUAUUCAUAUACUUCAGUCAUAAUUUUUACUAUUCCUCUUCCGUGUUGGAUAAAUGCUGCACACAAGCAUAGUGUUUUAGUAUUAGGCACCUUUAUCACAGAGUGGGAGGACGGAGCUGCUAGGUGUGCCGAGAUAUUUAAAGAUCAGUUGUCUUACAGACAGAGAUCAAGUUGCAGAUCAGUUGGGUUUUUUUGCAAAGUAUUAUGGCUUUGACGGAUGGUUAAUAAAUAUUGAAAACCCAAUACAGGUACAGUGAUUGUUUUUGUUGGCGUGAAAAAUAGACUAAUGCACUAAACAUUGUGAAUUUGGGUUUUGUUAUUUCAGCCAGCACAAAUGAACAAUUUGGUGGAAUUCAUGAAAUAUCUGACAGAUCGGAUACACAAAGUCAUGCCCUGUUCUCUUAUCAUUUGGUAUGGCAAUGUGACAAACAUGAGCGAAUUGAAAUGGCAAAAUGAACUGAAUGCUGAAAACAGGUAGGCUGGCAUACAGUAUAUGACAGUAAAUCCAGGGCCCCAACUUAAGAGUGAGAAUACCUCCACAUGCAGUCUAGCUAAGGUCUAGCUUAAAAAUAAUGAUGUCAUGGGGCCCCGAGGGAAGAUUUGCCCCGGGCCCCCUGAAUUCUCUCGGCGACCCUGAGUUCAUCUAAAAUAUAGGUGUAAUUUAAUCAGUUGUAAACUUUUUAUUUUAGAGGUCCAUUUAGGUUAUCCCUUGUUUGUCUGUUUCUACAGAAGGAAUCGGAAGUGCGUGCCCAGAGAAAAUAUACAAUGUUUGGUUGAGUAAAACCAGUAGAACUUAUCUACAAUGUGACUUAGAAAAUAAAGUAUUCUGCUUGUGUUUGGAACAAGCAACCCCAAAUCUAGGUAACUAAUAUUUUUUGUAGAGUGUUUUUUGAUGCAUCUGAUGGGAUAUUCCUAAACUAUGGCUGGAAUCAAACAAGCUUGGCACUUUCCGCAAGAGCAGCAGGCCCCGAGAGAUGAUACGAUGUUUAUGUUGGGGUUGACGUGUUUGGUAGAGGCGUGUAUGGUGGUGGUGGAUGGAAUACUAAUAAGGUAGAAAAAAAUUAGUACUAGAGAGUACAAUUACUGAAUUUGACAAUCGAAUACCCCUCUAACAUAGUCAUCUGACUAAUACACAUCUCAAAAUAGAUGCCUAUCUACGACAGUCAAUUUACUGAUACAGAUACCUCUCUAAUAUGGGCACCUGUCAGAUACAGAUACUUCUCUAAUAUGGACAUCUCUCUAAUACAGACACCUGUCCAAUAUGGAUACCUCUCUAAUACAAACAGUACUCUAAUAAAGGCACCUGCUCAUCUUAGAGAAGUUCAACUGUAACUACCUAACACAUGAUUAUGUCAGUAUGGUGUAUUUAUGCCCAUUGUGCCAUUGACGUCAAGUCAAAGCCUUGUUGGUCAAGGCUAUUAUACACUUAACUUUCUUUGUAUCAAGGAAAAUGAUCUCUCUGCGGCCUUGUUUGCACCUGGAUGGGUCUAUCCGAAAUACAAAUCUACUUUCAAAUCCAGUCAGGAUAAGUAUGUAAAAAUAUUAAUGCAAAAAUUGCAAAGCAUUGAUAACAGGUUGGUUUCACUAAGCACGGUGCAACAGAAUAAUGAAUGGUCAACUACAUUUACACUGGUUAACUCUGUUCUCCCUAGAGGUCCAGUGAGGCUCAUGCCUUAGUAUUGGAGGAAACUGAGCUGGGUGAAAUUACAAUAAGAGAGUUGCAAAUUGCAGUUAUUGAACUAAGCUCAAUCACAUACUGUAGAUGAAAUGUGCAUACACUAACCAUUGUCACAACAAUUGCAUAUAUACAUUGUUGCUACAUUUAUACUCAUUUAUAUUCCUAGAUACUAUUUAUUAGCGGAAAAGGACUUAAAGGGUUCUCAUAUCAAAGAAAUCCGUUUGGUAUUAAUGAACAAAACCAUUCCUGGUAAAUUUAUACUAUAUUAUUUUACAUAUAUAGUGGCUCUUAUUUGAACAGUGCAUAUAGAUGAUAUGGUUUCAGAAGAUAUCAUAUUUAACUUUACAUUAUCCUAAUGAAUAGGUUCCAAAAUGGAAAGUUCUUCAACUCCAUUUCAACUUUAUCUCGGAGAAGUAAAGGUUUGUCAAAGUUGUUUCUUUAUUUCAUAAAUUGUAUUAGUAAAUUAAGAUGUAUUUUUUAUAAUUGUGCAAAUUAGCCAAUACUGACAUAUACGUUUUAUCAUAGAUAAUUGAUGCUGUUUCCUUAAGACAACCUCUUCCAAGUUCCAAUGGCUACCUCAUUAAAAUGUCUUGAAAGCGAGAUAAAGAGUCGUACAUUGAACUCAAACACACUCGUCAUAACACCAGGGGUGGAAAAUUUAGACCACAACGAAAAGUGGGAAAAUUUUCUGCGAGUUGCCAACGCAAAUCCUGUAUAAUUUAAAUUAAUUAAAGGGUCACUUGCAAAGAGGGUUAGCAAUUGCUCAAUGGAAAUCUCAGACUUCACCUGUAAGAUUUUCAUAUUGAUCAACAAAUUGUGUACUUUCAGGUAGAUUUCAAGUUUUCAACAUCAAUCGAAGUUUGGUUAGGAAAUUAUUUGAAGUUUACCAAUCUUCCUACCAAUGUGUAUUUUCUAUUAACUGUAAUUGCAUUUUAGUCGUGCUUUAUAUAAUAUAAUCACUGGCAGACACUUUGUGAAAUAUUGGGUGACAGGAGGAAUAGUAGGCUCUGCUAAAACCCAAACUUCUUCAAUUAUAUACUGUAAAUAGGGCACUUGUAUGUAAACUAAAGUCUUCACCUAGUGUCUGUACCUGAAUAAAAUGUCUACUUAUUGGUGUAGUUACUUUCUCUUUCUUUAUUUUUCCUUCUUUUCUUUCUUUCCCCCUUUUUCUUCCCUCUUUUCUUUCUGCCAGCAUAAAAAAUUUUCUGGGACCAAUGGUCCGCUAUAUUUUCCACUCCUGCAUAACACUAACCCUAUCAUGGACUUAUGACAGCUCAAACACUGAACCCUACGAGAGAUUUGAAAUCUACCAUCUUGCUGCAGAUGGCUGGACAGUUUUUCUGGGGUUGGCAUAUUCGAUGUCGUAUGUGGUCAGUGAGCUGGCUCUACCCAGGUCCCAGGAAGAAGCACGGUUUAUUGUACAGGCUGUCAGUUGUUAGGAAAUUGUCCACUCAUCACAGUCUACUGGUCAUGAACAUGGGUCAAUAUGUAUAUUAAGACAAAUAAAAAUAAUAAAUUAAAUGCAUCCUCUGUAUAAAUUAUGGAUAUAGUUUAUAAAUAUUUCUAAAUUGAAUGAAGAAAAAUUCUAAGAAUACAUGUAUAUAUACAAUUGAGAAAAGAUACAUACAUCUUGUUCAUCUUCAGACAAUUAAAUAUUGUUCCAAUUCAUUGCAGAUUUCUUCUAUUGGUUUGGAAAGAUUAAGAAACCUUGACAUUCAACUAAAUUUGUCAAAUUCACGAUCUAAAAAUAGUCGAAAAAUGUUGGUCAAAUAUUGGGCCUGCCAUGCAGGGUAACUGCAAAAGUUGCAGGGGGACCACAGGAAAUUUUUCAAAAAUUCUUCAAUCUACUUGAAACGUUCUGAAAAUUGUCAAUAAGCAUUUCUUUCAUCAAAAAAACUACUUUUGAUCCAUAAAAACAUGUUUUAAAAAUGCAAAAGGGGGACCAUGGGUAGUCAGGUACCCUAGACUAGGGUUGGGCGAUAUUUCGAUUUAUCGCGAUAUUUUCAUUUGCGAUUAUCGUAUCGGAAAUAGGAACUUGAGCGACGAUAUAUCGAAAUGUUCGUUGACUAUCGUGAUAUUGUUUCGCAUGUGUAUAUAGCUUUUAUAAAAUCUUUAAAAAAUCCUUCAAUUCCUAGAAAAUAUAGUUUUUAAAAGAAUUAAAACAAUUUAUUAUAUAAACAUAAGUGUUAUAUAGUGUUUUUGGCCACUGAGAAAAAUCGUAUUUAGCUGUAUUUAAACACACGUAAAAAAUACGAUAUUCUCGUGUUGAACAUGAUAUCUCACUCGAUCACUGCGCUCACUCGUGAGGUAUCGUGUUCAACACUCGAAAUAAAUCUGGUAUUUCCGCGCUCCCACGUAUUAUUCUCUAUUGAGGGUGGGAAAGGGUAUUUUCGUGAGCCGUGAAUGGUGAAUAUUUGUUCGUGUGAAAUACUUGAUUUUAGUGUUGUGAAACGUGAUUUGUUCUACAGCCGUGAGGCGUGAUUGUUGAUAAAAAUGCUCCGUGAAAUGAGAAUUAAGGAUGCCUGUUUCGCGAACCGUGAUUAUUAUAGUGAUUAUUAUAAUAAACAUGAUACGCGAUAAUCAAAUUUAUAUGAUCUCAUUCGAUUGCACAAGAGUAAAAACUUCGGAGGCCUUUCGCGAGGUUCUUGCCGCUGAGGACAAGGUUCCUGGCGCUGAGGACAAGGUUCCUGGUGGUGAGGACAAGGUUCCUGGUGGUGAGGAUAAUGUUCCUGGCGAUGAGGACAAGGUUCCUGGCUGUGAGGACAAGAUUCCUGCCGGUGACCGGCCAGGACAAGGUUCCUGCCGGUGAGGACAAGGUUCUUCCCAGUGAGGACAAGGUUCCUGCCGGUGAGGACAAGGUUCCUGCCGGUGAGGACAAGGUUCCUGGCGGUAAUGACAAGGUUCCUGCCGGUGAGGACAAGGUUCUUGCCGGUGAGGACAAGGUUCCUGCCGGCGAGGACAAGGUUCCUGCCG